Molecule: messenger RNA, 201 nt
Organism: Prunus armeniaca (apricot)
Lineage: Eukaryota; Viridiplantae; Streptophyta; Magnoliopsida; Rosales; Rosaceae
Source: the annotation of a GenBank genome assembly
AUGAAAACCUCAACGAAUUUAUGGAGAGCCCUGAUCAAGCUGUUGGCUGUUGCGAAUCUCAUGGCCUGGUGCUCCGGGCCGAGGGGAUGUGCGUCAACACGUGACGUCCUUCUUUUGGGUGCGGUGCAGUUGUGCACGGGCGUCCCGGCAUGGUCUACCGUGCGUCGAGAUAGUGAUGAGGUUCAAGUAGAAGAUGGUUAA